AUGGGCAUCAAGCAGCUGUUCCAGAUCAUCAAAGAAGAAGCUCCAGAUGCCAUCAAGGAAGGAGAGAUCAAGAACCACUUUGGCCGAAAAGUCGCCAUUGAUGCGUCCAUGAGCAUAUACAGCUUCCUGAUUGCCGUCCGCUCCGAUGGCCAGCAGCUCAUGAACGACAGUGGCGAGACCACAUCCCACUUGAUGGGCAUGUUCUACCGCACCCUCCGAAUGGUUGACAAUGGCAUCAAGCCGCUCUACGUUUUCGACGGCGCACCUCCCAAGCUCAAGUCGGGCGAGUUGGCGAAACGAUUCCAGCGCAAGCAGGAGGCCAACGAAGGUCUGGAGGAAGCCAAGGAAACGGGUACCGCCGAGGAAGUGGAAAAGUUCUCGCGGCGGACGGUACGUGUGACGAGGGAACAUAAUGCAGAGUGUCAGCGCCUGCUGAAGCUCAUGGGAAUACCGUACAUCAUUGCGCCGACAGAAGCAGAAGCUCAGUGCGCCGAGCUGGCUAGGGCUGGCAAGGUCUACGCAGCAGCGAGCGAGGACAUGGAUACCCUGUGUUUCAACACGCCGAUUCUGCUGCGACAUCUGACCUUUAGCGAGCAGCGCAAAGAGCCCAUUCAAGAAAUUCAUCUAGCCAAAGUGCUCGAGGGCUUGAAUAUGGAGCGACCGCAGUUUGUUGACUUGUGCAUUCUUCUCGGCUGCGAUUAUCUCGACCCGAUUCCCAAAGUUGGCCCGACAACUGCGCUGAAACUGAUUCGCGACCACGGUUCGCUGGAAAAGGUGGUGGACGCCAUCGAGAACGACUCCAAGAAAAAGUACACGCUGCCCGAGGACUGGCCGUACAGGGAUGCACGAGAGUUGUUUUUCCAGCCAGAUGUCCGCAAAGCAGAUGACGCUCUUUGCGACUUCAAGUGGGAGAAGCCCGAUGUCGAAGGCCUUGUCAAGUUUCUCGUCACCGAGAAGGGCUUUUCCGAGGACAGGGUGCGCGGCGCAGGUGCUCGCUUGGAAAAGAACCUCAAGUCUUCUCAGCAAGCUCGGCUGGAAGGCUUCUUCAAGCCAGUCCCCAAAACAGACGAGGAAAAGGCUGCUCACAAACGCAAAUUGGACGAGAAGAAUGAGCAAAAGAAGAAGAAGCUGAAGCAGGACAAGAAGGACAAGGCUGUCCAAAAAGCAAAACCCCGCGGCACCUGA
This is a messenger RNA of Ustilaginoidea virens, 1185 nucleotides long. RefSeq lists its product as uncharacterized. NCBI's taxonomy places the organism in Eukaryota, Fungi, Ascomycota, Sordariomycetes, Hypocreales, Clavicipitaceae. The coding region runs from base 1 to 1185 and encodes 394 amino acids. The transcript has 3 exons. Gene Ontology annotation, molecular function: 5'-flap endonuclease activity; DNA binding; 5'-3' exonuclease activity. Gene Ontology annotation, cellular component: nucleus; cytoplasm. The record is from RefSeq and is a predicted model, not a curated record.